Molecule: messenger RNA, 674 nt
Organism: Anolis sagrei ordinatus
Lineage: Eukaryota; Metazoa; Chordata; Lepidosauria; Squamata; Anolidae
Source: RefSeq, a predicted model, not a curated record
AAAUCGGAGGAGCCUGGUCGAACGUUCCAAGGAAAGGCGGGAGAAGCUCUCAAAUGGAAGGCAUACACUCAGCCAUGUCGGUGCCCAGCCUCGCCACGCUCCCGGACUCGCUCCUGCUCGAGAUCCUGGCGUGGCUGCCCCCACGUGACCGAGUGGGCGGAGCCAGGGUUUGCAAGAGGUGGCGUCGCCUGGUGCGGGACAAGUUUCUGUGGAGGCAUUUGGAUCUAACUUCUUACAAGGUAACAAUGGUCAAACUCCAGCGCAUUAGUAGAUAUUUGUGAGCAAGGAUCAGGAAUUGCUGGGGUACUUUCUUGGCCACUGGGGUCCCUCAGAACUCUAUGUCGCCCCCCAACAUAUACAUGAAACUGCUGGAAGAGAUCAUCCAGAGUUUUGGAGUGUGGUGCCAUCUUUAAUUUAUUAUAUUUUAACUAUAGUUUAACUUUAUAUCUACAAAGUGCUAUUUAAUUUUUAUUUUUUUUAUUUUUUUACUUGCUUUGUUUUAAACUUUGAUCAGAUUGUGUAGCUGUUAGACAACUUGAGUCUCCAUAGGGAAAAAGCUGGGGUAGAAAUAAAGUUAAUACAUAAAAAAAUAGCUUUGCACUGUGGUGCAGUUACCUUUUCAGCCUCCAAAAGCCAUUGCCAACACACUUUCAGGAAGGGCUAAAACCAUAUGU